Messenger RNA from Pedinophyceae sp. YPF-701, 1947 nucleotides. The record is from the annotation of a GenBank genome assembly. NCBI's taxonomy places the organism in Eukaryota, Viridiplantae, Chlorophyta, Pedinophyceae.
AUGCCUACGGACCGUGGGGCCAGCGCCCGCAGCGCCCUGGCGUCAGGGGAGGAGGUGCUGUUCGGGAGGACGGAGGUGCAUAGGAGCUUCACGAACCUUGCGCUGCUCGACCAGGAAGCGGAGGGCGGCACGGCGCAGCCACCUCCCCCGCGGGCUUACACUGUCGAGGAGUCGACGCUUCGGUGUCCCAUCUGCAUGUCCGUCGUCCAGGAGCCCUUCAGCACGCCCUGCGGCCACUGCUUCUGCCACGGGUGUCUGUCACGGCACCUGUCCACGGCGAGCAACUGCCCGACGUGCCGGUCGCCGAUCGACGCGCUCUCCGUGUACCCGAACUUCAUGGUCGAGAACCUCUUGAAGAUGGCGACGGUGUCGGAUCCCGGCGCCACGUCGCAGCCGCCCGCCGAGCGCCUGCGCGCUCUGCUACGCGAACCUAGGGCCAAGUUCUCCGCGACCGACAUCGAGGACGCCAUUCGUCUGCUGUCGCGCCACCAGCACCGAUCGGAGGCGCGGCACGAGGCGAUCGCGCUGCGGCUGGUGCUGGCCACCCUGCAGGCCCUCCUGGUGUCGAAACGGACGCAAAUCGCGGACAUCGAGCGCGACAUCGCCGAGCUCGACAGCGACAGCGACGUCACACGUCGGAGAUACGAUGCGCUCCAGCAGACCCUGCUGUCGACUGCGCCGGGGACGCAGGCGCAGCAGGCGACGCUGCCCGGGAGCAAGGGGAGGCCGAACCCGGCGGGGGUCGCGCAGAGACGGAUCGAGGAGAAUCUUCCGCUCCUGUCCAAGGUUUACGCGCAGCUGCGGCUCGGAGAGCGCGAGGGCGACGGUGCUGCGUCGCCGUCAGCGCCAGCGGGCGCCAGCCCAGUGCUCGGUGCAGGCGGCAGCGGCCGCCCCCCGCGCGGCACGCUCAAGCAGUUCGCGGACGUCCUGGACGGGUUCUGCCGCUACACGUCUCUACGCGUCGUCGGCCGGGCUCAGGGUCCGCCAGCGGAGGUGGGUCCGCCUGUAGUGUCGGGGGUGGCGUUUGACCCUGCAGGCGCGCACUUCGCGAUCGCAGGGGCCGCGCGCUUCCUGGAGAUCCGCCGGCUGCAGGACAUGUUUCCUGAGGACGGCGAAUCGCGGCUCAGCGCGAACCCCCUGCCGCUGCUGGUGUACCCGUGGCACUCGAAGCUCUGCGGGCUGUCGUGGAGCCCGCUCGACGGCUCGCUGGUGGUGGCGAGCGACCACUCCGGGUCCGUCAUGGCGUGGGACCUUGGCACGGGGGAGGGGCCGCCGGCGUGGCGCGUGGAGGCGCACGAGCGCCGCGCGUGGUCGGUACACUGCAACCCCCAUGACGCACGCCUGGUGCUCUCCGGGUCCGACGACGGCAAGGUCCGUAUGUCGUCGGUGCGCGACGCGAUGCCGAUCGUGUCGAUGAACGCGGGCACCAACGUGUGCAGCGUCCGCUGGAACCCCGUCGAGUCCAACAUCGUCGCGGCGGGGUGCUCGAACCGCACCGUGUGCAUCUUCGACAUCCGCAGCCCCGCGGCGCCGCUGCGCGUCCUCACGGGCCACAAGAAGGCCGUGUCCUACGUCAGCUUCUUGUCCGCCUCGGAGCUGGUGUCUUCUUCCACCGACUCCACCAUCGCGCUGUGGAGCCUUGACGCGAAGGGCGGGGGCGCGUCGCAGCCGCGCGUGCGCAUGCAGGGCCACGCGAACACCAGGCACUUCGUGGGGCUGGCGGUGGAGCAGGACUGGGUGGUCACGGGCGGGGAGAACAUGGAGGUGUCGGUGUAUCACAAGGAGCUGCCGGCGAGCGUGGCGCGGGCGGCGGUGUCGACGGGGGAGAACCGCGCGGCGGGCGGGACCACCGGGGCGUUCGUGUCGGCUGUCUCCUGGGCGCCCGGGAGCGACGUCAUUGUCGCCGGAACGUCCCUGGGCGGCAUCUACGCGCUGAAACUGAGCUGA